AUGGCCGAAGAGAAGACAGUUUGUGCUGUCAUGGAAUACUCAAAUAAUCUCCCACCGGAGAUAAUCGAAAUUGUGCUGUUAAAAUUACCGGUUAAGUCUCUGCUUCGAUUCAAAACAGUUUGUACGUCAUGGAAUACUAUAAUCUCCGAUCCCGUAUUUACCCGUAUUCAUCUCGAAAACUCGAACAACUCCCCCAAUAAUAACGAUAAUCUCUUCAUAACUGAAAAAGGAGAUACUGAAAGAGGGUUUUCUUUGUUUAAAUUGGAAGGUGGAAAACUCCACGCCGAUCGAGUAUCGGAAAACCCUAGUGGCAACAUGGUAAUUUUAUGCGAAUGUAACGGCGUGCUACUCUUGAGGGACUCGUCGGGCGGCGUAAACAACACCAGUAAUUACGUGCUGUGGAAUCCGUCGACUCGGAGAGUGAGGUGUUUCAAUGACCCGUACGGUUCUACAGUGAACUACGGGUUGUGUUACGAUCCGAUAACGGAUGAUUUCAAGGUCGUUGUCAUGAAACGGAGUUCUUACUCAAUCUUUUCGUGUAAUAGCGAUUCCUGGACGGAAGUGGAAGAGAGUCGAAGCUACGAUUCCGUUGGCUGGUCGGGAGUAUUCGCUGACGGAGCUCUCUAUUGGCUCUUUUGUUUCGAAAUGGCGCGUUUCGAUCCCGAAACAGACGAGCUCGAGGCGUUGCGGAAGCCCGAACAGCUGGGAGAUUAUGACGAAUUUAGCCUCGGUCGUUUGAGGGGCCGCCUGUGUUUGUACUGCAACAAUACUGGAGACGACGAGAGAGGAAUUCGAAUCUGGAUAAAGGAAAAGAAUUCUAACGAUUGGGAGGCGUUUGUUGCCAUUGAGAAUGUGCCGACGGAUCCCGUUAGGUCUAUUAAAUUCCUACAUUUUGUCGGAAAUAAGAUUUUAAUCGGGUUAUUUUGCACAAGCUUCGGAUUGUACUAUAGCCCUUCCGAAAAGACGGUUGAGAAAAUUAUUGCAGAUUGCGGUAUGGAUCUAUGUAGACUCGUUCCGUAUCGGAAUAGUCUGUGUUUUCCAGCUGUCAAGACAAAGACGAUUACUCGUUACUAUGUCGGAGUGAUGAGUUUUUGUUCAGUUAUGCUCAGUUUUCUAGAGUCUGUCAACUGCACUCAGGAAAAUUGA
This is a messenger RNA of Erythranthe guttata (spotted monkey flower), 1146 nucleotides long. Its product is annotated as F-box protein CPR1. Lineage: Eukaryota; Viridiplantae; Streptophyta; Magnoliopsida; Lamiales; Phrymaceae. The record is from RefSeq and is a predicted model, not a curated record. Gene Ontology annotation, molecular function: protein binding.